Molecule: messenger RNA, 842 nt
Organism: Drosophila suzukii
Lineage: Eukaryota; Metazoa; Arthropoda; Insecta; Diptera; Drosophilidae
Source: RefSeq, a predicted model, not a curated record
GGGCCUCAGUGUGUCGACUCCCAGUCUAGAGAGUACAACGAAAAACUUACAAAAUUAGUGCCAACAUCAACUAAAUUCUACAACUAUAUUUGUUCUUAACAUUCAUUACAUUGGUUUAUUACCCAAAAAACUAGCUAUGCCGAGAUAUCCGAACCCAAACAAAAAAAACAAAAGAGGCGAAGUAGCGUCGGUCCGCGAAAAACAGGUCGAAAUCCCUGUAAAAGAUUCAGUAGACAUCCCGAGUCCUCGUAGUCUCGAAGAUUGUGAUGGAGCAAACGCCUCCUCGAAAAGGGCCAGCCGCGGUCAACGGCCAAGUCAAUCAAAAAAGCCAAAAAGUACUCUAAAACGUCCUAACUUUAAGAAAUCUGAAAAAUGCGUGGCUAAAAAAUCGACUAUAUUGAUGGCCCUGCAGCAGAAUGAAAAUCUUGGUGACAUCGUAUCGGAGAAAUCUCCCGAGCCACAUAAAUCGGUUAUUUUGAGAACGAUGGUGAGCCUGGGAAGAGGAGUGUUUGGCUUCAUAAAGAAGAGCCUUUACAAUGCUGAGCCUGAGCCUGAGCCUGAGCCUGAGCCAGAGGCGGAGAAUAGUUCCGAACCAAUGCCGCAGCAGUCUGUAUCUCAGGAAGGUGAAACUGAAAAUGUAGAGCAAUUGCCUCUGGAGGAGGAUCCUCCUGUUCUGAUGCCACAGCAGUCUGAAACUCAGGAAGGCACAACAGCAAAGGAAGAGCCGACUAAUUUGGAGAAAGUUUAAUGUUUUGGAGGAAGUUCUCUCUGCUAUGAUUAUUUAACGCCUUUUCCGUAACCAAUUAUGUAUUUUGCAGUUUGUAUUUAAUUAGGGCACAUGC